AUUUCAUCAUCCUGGUUGCAGGUUCUUGUCAUUUUCUGUGAACCAACUGCGGUAAAAGUUAAUACCAUUCGCAGCAUUGCAUCUCAGAUAAUGAACAGAGAAAGUUUGACUCGGCUGAUAUUAGUGGUGCAAAAUCAAAUGACAAAUCAAGCUCAGAAAGCUGUGGAUCUUUUCUCCUUCAAAGUUGAAAUAUUCCAAAUUACCGACUUGCUUGUUAACAUUACAAAGCAUGUGUUAAAGCCAACGCAUCGAGUACUUAAUGAUAAGGAGAAGCAGAACCUCUUGAAGAAGUUUAGUUUGGAAGAAAAACAGAUUCCUCGGAUGCUACAAAAAGAUGCAAUUGCACGGUAUUACGGACGGGAGAAGGGGCAAGUGGUGAAAGUUAGUUACAGUGAUGAAAUUACAGAGUCUCAUGUCACUUAUCGCUGUGUUUGGUGAUGCGUGUAUUGUCCAUUUUCAGGAUUUUCUGUCUGACUAUAUAUCAUCUGUGUUAACUCAUGCUGAAACUUUGGUUGGUAGAAGUUAAUAGGUCUAUGAUCUUCAUGUUCUUUUAUUAUGUCGACAUUGAUGCUGUUGGCGGGAAUUUCAAGUAUGUGUGUGCUUGUUAAUAUA
Messenger RNA from Camellia sinensis, 612 nucleotides. Lineage: Eukaryota; Viridiplantae; Streptophyta; Magnoliopsida; Ericales; Theaceae. The record is from RefSeq and is a predicted model, not a curated record.